This is a messenger RNA of Athalia rosae (coleseed sawfly), 2457 nucleotides long. RefSeq lists its product as uncharacterized. The record is from RefSeq and is a predicted model, not a curated record. The transcript has 7 exons. Bases 150 to 1097 code for a protein of 315 amino acids. Lineage: Eukaryota; Metazoa; Arthropoda; Insecta; Hymenoptera; Athaliidae.
CAUUGAAAAUAGUUUCAAAGGUGAAAGGUGAUUGGAGGAACGCUUUACCCCCCCAAGGUGCACAGGCUAUAUAGAAGACUCCGCAAGGAAUUUCAUCUUCAGAACUGAGAGACAGUGUCACGGUUAUCUACCCGGAAAUAUUGAUAAAUAUGCAGUACAAUCAGUUUGUAUCCCUCUGUCUUGUGGCCCUUGUUCUCGGACAAGUAUCCGCGUUGCCACAGCAUCCACAGUACCAACUACAGUACCCGCAACAAUAUCAGCAGGUCAGAGAUGACAGGAAAUUUGCUGAAAAGCCGAAUGCGAUGAAAAAAGUCGCACUCGAUGACCUCGAGGACGUCAGCACCAAUCAAAUUCAGGAAGGCGGUAGCAGUGGAUUCUCCUGGUCCAACAUGCUGGGCAUGGUAAUGCAAAUGUUACUCGGUCAAACCGGCGGUAAUGUGGGACCAAGUAAAAAUGACAUUGACGAUGGUGGAGUUCCCCCCAGCCCUUGGGCUCAGAUGCUAUCGGUUGGCCUUCGCGUUUUGACUGCCCUUCUCGGUGGUCCUCAACAGCAGGCUGAUGGAAUUGACAAAGUUGACAAUCAGAGCAGCCCACUGCAGGGAAUAUUGACAGCGGUGCUGGGCGCAUUUCUUGGACAGGGGCGAGAUCCUGAUCAGGUGGCAGUCAUGGCAAAACAAGCCUCCGAGUUCAUUGGCAUCGUCAUGAAUCUCUUGGAUGCCCUCAAGACGUCAUUCUCCCACCGUUCUCUCUCUGCUAGAUCCAUUGGGAAGAGAGAUACUGUUUCCGAAGCCGCUGUAGCGUCAAUCUCUAUGCUCAAGGGAUACGUGCGAUCUAUGAAAUCUUUCAGUGGAGUUGGACGUGCCGAAGAUGAGGGACAACGUGGAUGUGCCGAACGUGCUCUUUGCGAAGCUAGUGCCGAAUGUACCGCAGAUUCUCAAGGAACAUCAUCCAUCUUCUGUCAAUUGGGAUCAUACGCAACCAGUUACUUACUUCAAAGGCAGAGCGGAGUUGGAUUCGAAGCUUUGUACGAAGCUGGUCGACGCGGUCGGUCGGGUGAAGAUUGCAGAACACUCUUCCUGGAUUGCAACGCGGUUUAAAUACUAUAUUUUAGUUGAAAAAUGAACAUUUUUUAAACUUUUAUCAAGAACUCGCAUCACUUUUUUAUCGCGAUGGAAAUUAGACCCGAGUUUAAAUUGGCAAUGAGUUUACAUGUGGACGUACGUACGUACUGACGAGAGGAGUGGUUCUACAAAUAUAAUACCGUGAAGAUAGAUAGAUUUAAAAAUAUGAAUCAUUAAUAGCACCAAAAAUAUUUAUUUUGCACAAUAAUCGCCUAUAUUUUCAUUACGUGAUAUACGACGAUUGAAAAUUACAACUUUCUCAACUGUUCUGAUUGCACGAUCAAGGUUCACGAUACCGUCCACAAAACAGACCUUUGAAAACUAGAACAAAACAGCUGUACUCCAAUGCACAGUGUCGUUAAACAUUGAAACAAAACAAUUGUUCAUACAAAAAAAAAAAAUGUUUAUAGGUCUAAUCGAUGAAGAGAAGAAGCCGAAAAUUAAUUCAACAUUUUUUUUUCACUAUAGAAAAAACAUUUUUCGUAGGAGUAGACUGAACAAAGACUUGAAACUUAGAUAAACUCAAUCAAUUGAAUUCAUCUAAGUAUCAAUGCGACUGUAAUAUUUAUUAUAUUUAUUGCGAAUCGACGUACAGGUAAAUUUACUUGUAUUGACGAACUGCUCGAACGAUUAACUACGCAGUUUUAUAGAUGUUCUUCCGAGCAAUUAUAAGCAUGAUUAAGUAAAUCUCUGAAUACGCGAAAUUUCUAUCACAAUUCUUCUGAAAAAUCUAUCCCCCCCCCGAUAGAAUCUUUCAAGUUUUGAUUAAUAUUCAUGGGAGGCAGAGUUUUAAGAUUUUUAGUGUUGUAAGAAUCAUUUAUUGUCUUGAGAUAUGGAAAAUUAUAGCGCUAGACAUUGAGAUUGAUUCGAACGAUCGAUCGAAGUAAUUGAGAACAUUAGAAAUGAAUCUCUGCACACAAUACCUCCAGAUUUAUUUAUAUGAGGUCAUAUCUCAGGUUAUUUUUCAAAAUUUUGUAUUGUAUAUAUUUGUAUGCAGGGUCAUUUUUUGCAGCUAUUACGAAUUCAAGAUAUGGAAAAAAAUCUAAUGAUUUUAAUAAUAAUGUGAUUAUUCUUUCCCUUGGAUCAGUGAUUGUUAUAGGCUUUAAUUACUAGUUGAACAAACAAUAAUAAAAAAUACCCUCAUGAAAAUAUGAAAUAUAUACAAUUUACAAUCAUACGAAAUCACAUAUUUCAAACAUGCGAUAUGAGGUAAAUUAUAGCCCUGAACGCGCUGGUGUUUCGUAGUUACUAGACUUUAUGUAUGUAUUUAGUUGUAUGUAUGCGCCGAAUGAUUGUACGAUAAACGUUAAUAAAAUAUCUUAUUUGAAAUAACAUA